Molecule: messenger RNA, 403 nt
Organism: Phragmites australis (common reed)
Lineage: Eukaryota; Viridiplantae; Streptophyta; Magnoliopsida; Poales; Poaceae
Product: EPIDERMAL PATTERNING FACTOR-like protein 2
Exons: 3
Coding region: 14-397 (127 amino acids)
Biological process (GO): guard cell differentiation; stomatal complex development
Source: RefSeq, a predicted model, not a curated record
AUCAAGCUCUCUCAUGGAACUUCUGCUUUGCUCCUCGUCCCUGCUUCUCCUGCUGCUGCUAUCCUCUCAAGGCCUGCAAUCCACCGAAGGUAGAGCGCUGCAUUACCAGUUCAAGGAUCCUCCAAAGGUAAUACAGAUUGGUAAGGGCGUGUCAAUGGCGGAGGCGCUGAUCGGGUCGAGGCCACCGCGGUGCGAGGACAAGUGCGCGCCGUGCGGCCGGUGCGAGGCGGUGCAGGUGCCGGUGGCGCCGCGGGUCGACAGCAGGGGCGAAGCCGAGGCCGGGCGCGCCCGCCUGUUCAGAGCCGCAGGUGACAGGACCGUCGACGAGAGCUACACCGACUACAAGCCCCUGAACUGGAAGUGCCGGUGCGCGGACCGGCGAGCCCUGGAUCCGUGAUCCGGA